ACCCUCAAAACGUCCGUCUCAUCGCACGCAACAUCCAUCAGCUGCAUAUAUUCUCUUGUAUAUGCUCAAUCUGGUAGGAAAAGAAGUUCAAUGGCUGACGAAAUGUUCGCUCCUCCUGUCAACCGCGCCAUGAAGGUGCUUGACCGCGCCUUCUUCAAAAAAACCGUUCCGACCUCGGUUGCCCGCAUCUUCAACACCAAAGACAUCUCACGAUGUCGCAAAGAACUCGACCGCGCACGCGACACUCUGCACCGCCCACAUAUCCAACCCGUCAUUCCCGACCCUGAUUCUGAUCGCGCCCGCACCGGGAACAAAUGCCUCGUCCUGCGCCCUGAAAUCCUACCGUCCGACAAAACCACAUGGAGCGACAAGCUACAGGAGCUAGAACAGGAUGGCACCUUGGGCGUCAUCCCGUUCGACUUGAAGCUUGACUAUUCCCAUUUCUCGUACCUAGAAAUUAUGAAUGCCAUUCUACCGCUGCCCAACCCAGACGAGCGCGCCGACGAGAUCCCCACGGCCUUCACGCGAGCUGGUCACGUCGCCCACCUGAACCUGCGCGAACGCUAUUUCCCCUACAAGCACCUGAUAGGCACUGUCCUCGCCGAUAAGAACGAUACAGAUGUACGUACCGUCAUCAACAAGGUCGAGCAUCUCGGCGCCGAAAACAAAUUCCGCGUCUUCCCCUAUGAAGUUCUGUACGGCCCCGACGAUCUCAACGUGACGCUACGCGAACAACACUGUACCUUUCAGUUCGACUGGGCCAAGGUAUAUUGGAACACACGUCUCCAAGGCGAGCACGAGCGCGUAUGCUCUCAGUUCAAGGAAGGAGAGGCCAUCUGCGAUGUCAUGGCCGGCGUGGGUCCCUUCGCUGUCCCCGCUGGAAAGCAAAAAUGCUUCGUCUACGCAAACGACCUGAACCCCGACAGCUACAAAGCCCUCGCACACAACGUACCUCUGAACAAGAUUACCGAUUUCGUCAAAACCUUUUGCACCGACGGCCACGACUUCAUCCGCACCUCAGCAGCCGACUUGCUCAAGGACAAUCACAGCAUCACCCUUUACGAGAAGAAAAAGAAGUACUCCCGCUCCAACCCCGAGCAAAACACGCCACCGAAGCCCAUCAAAACACUCGUCCAACCAAAGACUUUCGCGCACUACGUCAUGAACCUCCCCGCUUCCGCCGUCGAAUUCCUCGCCGACUUUGUCGGCUUGUACUCUCGCAUUCCAGGUCUUCCAGUUGACGAAGCCCGCAAAUUAUUCACUCCACAUACUGAAACGAAGCUACCCAUGGUUCACGUAUAUUGCUUCGCUACUAAGAAUGACGAAUUUGGCGCUCAGAAAGAAGUUUGCGAGACCAUCAGCAAGUACCUUGGUCACACCAUGACGCCCGAGACGGAGGAACUGCACAUUCAAGACGUUCGGGAAGUCAGCCACACGAGAAGCAUGUUCUGUGUGAGUUUUAGACUGCCCAAGGAAGUCGCUUUUCGGGAAUGAGUUGCUGACUCAAGAGCAUUUUCUUCCCUUACUUUUCUUCCUCUCCACGAGCAUCCCACGGAGAUCACGUCUCCAAUAAAAUGUCCUUCUUCAUAUUGUCAUAUAGUUGUUAAACAUACAAAAAGCGAAUAGAACUCGAUACCCCCCCUCUCUCUCUCUCUUCUUUCAUUCUUUUAGAGACAAGAUACUUCUCUCCUUGCAUCCGGUAGCCGGCUCUCGAGACUUUAUGGUACUACUACCAAGCACUUCCCGCCCCCAACUAAAGAUCAUACAUCUGUCCCGUUCCGGC
Periconia digitata is the source of this 1783-nucleotide messenger RNA. NCBI's taxonomy places the organism in Eukaryota, Fungi, Ascomycota, Dothideomycetes, Pleosporales, Periconiaceae. The record is from the annotation of a GenBank genome assembly.